CCUCUGUUUCAUUCUCUCUCUCUCUCUCUCUGUCUCUGUUUUUCCUCCUGCAACAGGGUUGAAGUUGAAGAUACAGAAAAAAUGACAAAACAGAAUGUGGAGGUUUCAGACUGCGCAUCGCGUAUAGGCAUGGUUAGGCUGACGCCGUCGAAGUCGCCGCUGUUCUCGCCGGCGGUGCCGGAACCGCCUGCUGCGCUUGGUGGGAAUAUUGCCAUACCCCAAAAGAAGGUCUUGAAGAGGCUUGAAAUUAGUGGAGGAGGCGUCAACAACAUCAGUGCCUGGGUUGAUUCAAUUAGAGCUUCCUCCCCAACCCGAAUCAAAUCUCCGGCUUCUCCGCCGGAAACCGAGGAGCAAAGCUCUUGGACUCUCCGCCAUCCAUCAGCGUUGCAAAAGUUCGAGGAGAUUGUAUCGGCUUUCAAGGGGAAGCAGGUGGUGAUGUUUCUGGAUUACGACGGUACCCUCUCUCCGAUUGUCGACGACCCAGAUCGAGCAUUCAUGUCGAGAGAGAUGAGAGAAGCUUUAAAAGAUGUUGCAACAUUUUUCCCCACUGCCAUCGUGAGCGGGAGGUGCAGGGAUAAGGUUUAUAGCUUUGUGAGAUUAUCAGAACUUUUCUAUGCGGGUAGCCAUGGAAUGGACAUCAAGGGACCAUCCAAACGCCGAAAAUGCAACAUAGGAAAUCAGCCAGUUUUCUUCCAAGCUGCUACUGAGUUUCAGCCCAUGAUUGAUGAGGUGUACAAAGCCUUGUUAAAGAAAACAAAUUCCAUCCCAGGAGCUAUGGUGGAAAAUAAUAAGUUUUGCCUGUCCGUACACUUCCGAUGUGUUGAUGAAAAGAGAUGGGCUGCAUUAGCAGGUCAAGUGAGGCUGGUGCUCAAUGCGUAUCCAAAACUAAAACUGACUCAAGGGAGGAUGGUGUUAGAGAUCCGUCCAACAAUCAAAUGGGACAAAGGGAAAGCGCUCGAAUUCUUGUUGGAGUCACUAGGAUAUGCCAAUUCUGAUGACGUUUUGCCGGUCUACAUCGGAGAUGAUCGAACAGACGAGGAUGCAUUCAAGGUUUUGCAUGAUAGAGGACAAGGGUUUGGGAUCCUUGUUUCUAGAGUUGCCAAGGAAACAUGUGCAACUUAUUCGUUGCAAGAACCAUCCGAGGUUAAGGAGUUUUUGGUGCGAUUGGUGGAGUGGUGUAGGGGGCGGGAAAGAUUAAUGCCACACCAAGGAUAGUAGGUGGUGUAAACAUUUUCGGCAAUAAUGAUCCCAUAAGUUUUUUGGUGGGUUCACAUUUCGCUGUAUGUUUUCACCUUUUUUUUGUUAUUUUUUAGUUAGA
Corylus avellana is the source of this 1318-nucleotide messenger RNA. Its product is annotated as putative trehalose-phosphate phosphatase D. Gene Ontology annotation, molecular function: trehalose-phosphatase activity. The record is from RefSeq and is a predicted model, not a curated record. Gene Ontology annotation, biological process: trehalose biosynthetic process. NCBI's taxonomy places the organism in Eukaryota, Viridiplantae, Streptophyta, Magnoliopsida, Fagales, Betulaceae.